Messenger RNA from Nilaparvata lugens (brown planthopper), 1871 nucleotides. RefSeq names its product formimidoyltransferase-cyclodeaminase. The record is from RefSeq and is a predicted model, not a curated record. The transcript is spliced from 10 exons. The coding region runs from base 75 to 1697 and encodes 540 amino acids. Gene Ontology annotation, molecular function: transferase activity; folic acid binding. NCBI's taxonomy places the organism in Eukaryota, Metazoa, Arthropoda, Insecta, Hemiptera, Delphacidae.
ACUGCGUUUCGGUUAUAUAAUUUGAGUAAACAUUCAAACCACCGUCAUUUGAAUAGUGUCUAACUCCUCCAAAGAUGGCUCGUCCACUUGUUGAGUGUGUUCCUAACUUUUCUGAAGGGAGAGAUCCAGAGGUUAUCGAAGCUAUAGCAGAAGCUAUAAGGAAAACAGGUGGGGUGGAGUUACUCGAUGUAGACCCUGGCUCGUCGACCAAUAGAACGGUGUACACGUUUGUGGGGCCACCAGACGCGGUGGUAGAAGCGGCUGUCAAUGCUGCUGCUGUUGCAAAAACCAAAAUCGAUAUGACCAAACACAAAGGAGAACAUCCUCGCUUGGGUGCUAUGGACGUUUGUCCCAUAAUUCCAGUCAGGGAUGUCACAGUGGAAGACUGUAUUGCUUGUGCCAAGAAAAUCGCAUCAGCUUUGGCUACACAGCUUUCCAUCCCAAUUUAUUUGUAUGGAUAUGCAGCCACGCUUGACUAUCGCAAGACUGUGCCACAAAUUCGAGCAGGAGAAUACGAGGCACUCAGAGACAAGAUAUCUACAGAGCCAUGGAAGCCUGAUUACGGUCCAGCUGAAUGGGUUCCUGAGUGGGGAGCCACAAUGGUCGGAGUCAGGAAUUUCCUUAUUGCCUACAAUGUAAACCUUCUCGCUACAAAAGAACAAGCUCACAGGAUUGCUCUGAAUAUAAGAGAGAGUGGAAGGGGGCCGAACGCACCAGGUCGCCUGCGGGCCGUUCAGGGCGUUGGUUGGUGGCUGGCUGAGGCCAACCUGGCUCAAGUGUCCCUCAAUCUCAUCGACUACAAAGUAACGCCGAUCCACAUUGCAUAUGAGGAGGUUUUGAAGGAUGCAAAAGAGCUGAACGUCGGUGUUGUUGGUUCUGAGAUAGUCGGUUUGGUUCCGUUGGAUUCUAUACUGGAGGCUGCCGAAUUUUACAUUAAAAAAGAUAAUCUGUUUGUUUUGGAAGAAGACCAGAAAGUCAAGUUGGUUCUAUCACGUCUUGGUCUCAAGGAUUUCGAUCCCAAGAAACGCAUAAUAGAGUAUUGCUUGGAAGACUCGAACCCUGACAACUCGCUGAUAAAGCUGACAGCAGAGAAAUUCGUGCUUUCUGUGGGAGCGAGGACCCCAGCACCCGGAGGCGGCUCGGUCUCUGCCUAUGUUGCAGCUCUAGGAGCAGGCCUUAGCACAAUGGUUGGACUUAUGACGUAUGGUAAGAAACAGUGGGAGUCAUUGGAUAGCGUCACAAGAAAAAUAAUUCCAAAAUUCCACGAGAAAAUGAUGCAGCUUCUACUUCUAGUUGAUGAGGAUACAAAUGCAUUCAACGAUUAUAUGAAAGCACUAACUCUCCCCAAAACAACCGAUAAAGAAUUGGAAAUAUAUGAGCUAGAAAUACAGAAAGGACUGUUGAAAGCUAUUGAGGUGCCCCACACUCUGGCCGAAAUGAUAAACUCUUCUUGGUCAACUAUGAGGAAAUUGGCAGCCAUAUGCAACAUUCAAACUGCAUCUGAUCUACAGGUUGGCGCCAAGUGCUUAGAGACUGGAGUUUUUGGAGCCCACUAUAAUAUUAUGAUUAAUUUGAAACUUAUAAAAAACCAGGAUAUCCGAGAACAAAUGACAAAAAGAACGAAGGAACAACUUGUUUUGGCUGAAAAAGGAUGUAGAGAAGUUUUGAACGUGAUCAGUGCCAGAAUGUGGAGUUGAUAAAAGAAAGCUUGAACGUCUUUCUUGAACGUAGAUAUAAUCUUCCAAUUCUCAAAAUGCUCCAUAUUUCUUGAAACUUCUCAAUUUUGGAAAUAAUGUCAUUUCUUUCAUAGAAUAAUCAAUUUGAUUUCAUUCUACCUGUCAUGAAAUAAAAAGCCUUCAUUUGGUUCUAAA